Messenger RNA from Budorcas taxicolor (takin), 9732 nucleotides. RefSeq names its product marker of proliferation Ki-67 (gene MKI67). The record is from RefSeq and is a predicted model, not a curated record. NCBI's taxonomy places the organism in Eukaryota, Metazoa, Chordata, Mammalia, Artiodactyla, Bovidae. The transcript has 14 exons. Gene Ontology annotation, biological process: regulation of mitotic nuclear division; regulation of chromosome segregation. Bases 1 to 9732 code for a protein of 3243 amino acids. Gene Ontology annotation, molecular function: protein binding. Gene Ontology annotation, cellular component: chromosome; nucleus.
AUGGGUCCUACAAGACGCCUGGUUACCAUCAAAAGGAGCGGGGUGGAUGGCCCUCACUUUCCGCUGAGCCUCCGCACCUGCAUGUUUGGAAGGGGUAUCGAGUGUGACAUUCGUAUUCAGCUUCCUGUAGUGUCCAAACAGCACUGCAAAAUUGAAAUCAGUGAGCAAGAGGCAGUAUUGUUUAAUUUGAGUUCCACAAAUCCAACACAAAUAAAUGGAUCAACUUUUGAUAAACCUGUACAGCUAGAACAUGGCGAUGUGAUAACUAUUGUUGAUCGGUCUUUCAGGUAUGAAAAUGAAAGUCAUCAGGAUGGAAGCAAGUCACCUGGAUUUCCAGGACAAAGACGGGACCAGGAAGCUUCGCGUCGGGUCUCAAGAUCCAGCUUAUCUUCCAAUCCAGAAGGGAAAGCUCAAGAUUCCAGUGCCUGUUCAGAAGUCACGGAAGAAGCUGUUUCAGGAAGGCCUGUGGCCCAUGGGGAAGACGUCACGGCCGCACAUGCCAUCUGGGGGCGCUGGGAAGACGAUGUGGCCAGGAAAACACCCAGUCAUGUUCGUUCCUCAGAACUUCCUGGAGAUACCCACAGAGGUGUGACGGAUCCCACCACUGGGGACUCAAAAGAAGAUCCCAGUGUAGCAUCAGGGGCCUGUUGUGAAGAACCGAAGGCUCUUUCUUCCAUACAGUAUCUUAAAAGGAGUGACCAGAGUGAGUCUCCCUUUAGGAAGCUUUACGAGUCAAUGAAAGUGGAGUUAGAUGUGAACCCAGGAAAAGUCAGCGUUCUGCAGAAUCGCAGAAAAUCAGGACCGCAGCGUCACUGCACAACAGGCAGAGAAAGCACUGAUGGGUUACAGGACGAGACUCUGGUCUCCCCCAAAUCCAGAUGGAAGUCGGGCCGAAGCCCCCACAUAAAGGCAGACCCCAGUUUGGGGGAGCAAGGAAGUAGCCAGACUGAGGGAGAGGGGAGCGGGGAGCCGGUUCAGAUGCCCAAGGAGCCCAAGAGUCCUGGCAUCGCCUGCAUGGAGACGGAGACAAGGAAAACCAGGACCCCCGUGCGGUGUUCACAGCAAACCACGAUGCCCCUGCGGUGUUCACCACACAGCCCCUCCAGGAGGCGGCGGAGUGCAGACCCGGGUGCUGGCGGUGGCCGUGUAUCCCAGAGUCUAGACCAAAGUGAAGGCUCCAGGGCAGAUGACCAGAUGUUCACUCCCCAGAAGUCCUUGCCUGAAAAUCAAACACCUGUUAAAGUUGGGAGUUUUGGAAAUACACCAGAAAAGCUUUUCUCUAGAAAGAGAAAGAGUGUGCCUGCAAAUGUCGACCGUCUGACUGCAGAAACUGAGAUUCCACCUCCGAUGAUCUCAGCUUCACUGGCCCUGCAAGUUGAAAGGAAGAUUCAGAGCGAUCUUCUCAACAAGCCUGAGAAGCUGGGCCCAGCAACUGGACAAGUGGGCCCUGGGUUAUCCGGCCUUGAUGCAGCUGAAAUCAGCAGCUUCGGUGAUUCCACAAAUAAGAUGGAGGGCGUGGCUGCGAAGAGGAGGCGGGUCUCCUUUGGGGGUUGCCUGAGACCCGAAUUAUUUGACGAAAACUUACCUCCCAACACACCUCUCAAAAGAGGAGAGACGCCAAAGCAAAGACGGUCACUGGCCGCCCACACGCCCACCGUCCUGAAGAAAAUCAUCAAGGAGCAGCCCCAGCCAUCAGGGAAAGAAGAUUCUUCAGAAGUCCGUCUGGAAGUGACCUCACCGGAUGCCUUCAUGAGCUCUCCGGCUGCUAAUGCCAUCCACGCUUCUGCGGCCGCUCCUGACCAAUGCCGCAGGCUGUCCAAGGCGUCUUGCGUGUCGGGGGUUGGCAGGUCCCCGCAUCAGACAGAUGUCCCCAGGAAAGGAGGGAGACGGAGCGGCAGCCUCCCUCCCCAGAGAGCGUCCCUGGAGCGGAGCCAGCACGGGAUCCUCCAGACGAUUUUCUCCAGGAGAAGGAGCGGUGCCUCGGAGGCCAAUUUGAUCGUGGCAAGAUCAUGGGCAGAUGUAGUGAAACUCGGUGCCAAGCAGGCCCAGAAUAAAGCUGUGAAACGUGGCCUUCCCAAGCAGCCGGGCAGACGGCAGAGAAGAGCCAACACUCCGAAGAAGCCGCCUGACCCCGUUCACAGUCAGUUCAGCACCGGCCACGCGAACUCUCCCUGCACCAUCGUCAUAGGGAAAGCUCAGCUCGAGAAAGUGACCGCGCCGGCUCGGCCCUACAGGGUGAUAAACAACUUCGUGGUCAGCAAACCAAGGGACUUCAGUGAAGAUCUUUCAGGGCUGCCUGAAAUGUUCAAGACGCCAGGGAAAGAGAAGCCGCAAAGGAUGAGCAUGUGUCCCCCGACUUUUCCGAAUUCAGAGGAUUUGCUUGGAGAAGAGCUUCCAGGACCUCAUUCAGGAGAGAAACCUCUGCUGUGCACUUUGGAAAAUUUUGGCGAGAAUGUGUUUCCUAGGACUCAGGAUACAGCGAAAGGGCCAUCUGAUCAAAGUUCUGCAAGCCCUGCCUUGAGACGUCCCAGUAUUAAAAUGAGCGAAGAUCCUGUGAAAACACCGAGGAGCACGAAUAAAACCACAGCUGCUGAGAUGAAAACUCCAGUGUCCACGGCAGCGACUCCAAAGGCAACAUCAAGUGCAAACAGGUCUAGAAGGUCUGUGGGGCUCAGCAGUGUGCACACGCCAGGUACGGAGCCAGAGAACCAAGACGCAAAACCCAACACCGUCAAGGACAUCUUGGGAAGACGUCUGAGGAAAACACCACAACCAGAGCCGAAGCUGGAGAGAGACACAGAGGAAAGUGAAAAGUCUUUCGAACAAUGUAAGCAAAACACUGAAUCGAAAGAAAAUUCUGAAAAGACGAUGGCUGUGAGGAGAUCAAGAAGAGCCUCGGAGCUGAAGUGUGAACCAGCGGCAGACCUGACCACCCUCCAGAGAUCGCAGGACACAGAGCCGGAAGAGAAGCAGCUGGACAUCCUGAGUCUCCUACAGACCCCAGUUCAUGCCAAGGAAGUGACGGACGCAGAGAACAAAGCCACAAAGAUGAGCUGUAAGUCUCCCGAGCCAGGAGCAGUCAGCACACCCACCAGGAUGAGCACACAGCUCAAGACACCUUCCCAGAAAGUGGAUGUCGGAGGUUUCUCAGUCCUUAGGAAGCUCUCCGAAACACCGGGGAAAGCCACGCCCACUCAAAGAGAACCAAGAGAUGCUAAAAGCAUCCAAUUGUUUAAGGAAACUCCAAAGCAGAAACUGGGCCCUGCAGAGAAUUCUGCUGGAAGUAAGAGGAGGCCAAAGACACCCAAGGGAAAGGCCCCACCUCUGGAAGACCUGGCUGGCUUCAAAGAACUCUUCCAAACCCCACAUCAAGCCAAGGAACCAAUGACUGAUGACAAAACCACCAAAACGCCCUGUAAAUCUCCACAAUCAGAGCCAGUCAACACACCAAGUAGAAGGGGACAUCUCAGGACACCUUCCCAGAAAGUGAAUGUGCAGGAGGACCUCUCAGCUCUCAGGAAACCUCAACAAACACCAGGAAAAACCACACUGUCACCCAGAGAAGCAGAGGGUAGUGACAGAGGCAUUGCAGUGUCUCAGGAAGCUCCAGAAGAGAUGCUGGACCUUGCAGGAAAGGUACCUUCUGCCAAGAGGCGACCAAGGACACCCAAGGGAAAGGCCCAGCCCCUGGAAGACCUGACCGGCUUCAAGGAGCUCUUCCAAACCCCAGAUCAAGCCAGGGAAACAACGACAGAUGCCAAAACCACCAAAACACCCUGUAAAUCUCCACAACUGGAGCCAGUCAACACACCAAGUAGAAGGGGACGUCUCAGGACACCUUCCCAGAAAGUGGACGUAGAGGAGGAGCUCUCAUCUCUCAGGAAACCUCAACAAACACCAAAGGGAACUGGACACUCAGAUAGAGAACCAGCAGAUGGUGAUGAAGACAUCAAAGUAUCCAAGGAAAUGCCAAGGCAGAAAAUGGACCCUGCAGAUUAUGUGACUGGAAUUAAGAGGCAGUCAAGGACACCUAAAGAAGAUGUCCAAUCUCUAGAAGACCUGACUGGCUUCAGAGAGCUCUUCCGAACCCCAACCCACACCAAGCUGCCAAGGGCUAUUGUCAAAACCCCGAGAAUGCUCAGCCAGUCGCCACAACUGAAACCAGUCAACAUAACACCAACUAGAAGGGGACGUCUCAGAACACCUUCCCAGAAAAUAGACAUGCAAGAAGACCUCUCAGCUCUGAGGAAACCUCAGCAAACACCAGGGGAAACCUCACAAUCGCCCAGAGAACCAGAGGCUGGUGACAGAAGCAUUGCAAUGUCUCAGGAAGCUCCAGAAGAGAUGCUAGACCUUGCAGAAAAUGUACCUGCAACCAAGAGGAGGUCAAGGACACCCAAGGGAAAGACCCCACUACUGGAAGACCUGGCUGGCUUUAAGGAGCUCUUCCAAACUCCACAUCAAGCCAAGGAAACAAUGACAGAUGAAAAACCCACCACAAUACCCUGUAAAUCUCCACCAGCAGAACCAGUCAACACACCAACAAGUAAGAAGAGACGACUCAAGUCACCUCCCCGGGAAGUGGGCAUAGAGGAGGAGCUCUCAGUGCUCAGGAGGCCUGCACAGACUCCAGGGAGAACCAGGCACUCAGGAGAAGCAGCAGGUGAUGGUGAAGCCAUCAAAGAGUUCAUGGAAACGCCAAGGCAGAAACUGGACCCUGCAGAAAAUGUGACUGGAAUUAAGAGGCAGCUAAGAACACCCAAGGAAAAGGUCCAAUCUCUAGAAGACCUGACUGGCUUCAGAGAGCUCUUCCAGACCCCAGAUCACACCAAGGAGCAAAGGGCUGUUCUCAAAACACCCCAAAUGCUCUGCACAUCUUCCCAACCCGAGUUAAUUGUCACACCAACCAAUAGACAGAGACAGCUCAGGACACUUCUUGGGAAGGUGGAUACAGAGAAAGAACUGUCAGUGCUCAGGAGACCCAUACCAGCGUCAGGGCAAACCAUGCAUACAUGGUGCAGAGAACCAGGAGAUGAUAAAAUCACUGAAUUGUUUAAGGAAACACCAAAGCAGAAACUGGGCCCUGCAGAGAAUUCUGCUGGAAGUAAGAGGAGGCCAAAGACACCCAAGGGAAAGGCCCCACCUCUGGAAGACCUGGCUGGCUUCAAAGAACUCUUCCAAACCCCACAUCAAGCCAAGGAACCAAUGACUGAUGACAAAACCACCAAAACGCCCUGUAAAUCUCCACAAUCAGAGCCAGUCAACACACCAAGUAGAAGGGGACAUCUCAGGACACCUUCCCAGAAAGUGAAUGUGCAGGAGGACCUCUCAGCUCUCAGGAAACCUCAACAAACACCAGGAAAAACCACACUGUCACCCAGAGAAGCAGAGGGUAGUGACAGAGGCAUUGCAGUGUCUCAGGAAGCUCCAGAAGAGAUGCUGGACCUUGCAGGAAAGGUACCUUCUGCCAAGAGGCAACCAAGGACACCCAAGGGAAAGGCCCAGCCCCUGGAAGACCUGACCGGCUUCAAGGAGCUCUUCCAAACCCCAGAUCAAGCCAGGGAAACAACGACAGAUGCCAAAACCACCAAAACACCCUAUAAAUCACCAGCAGAAACAGUCAACACGCCGACCAGUAAGAAGAGACGACUCAAGUCACCUCCCCAGGAAGUGGGCAUAGAGGAGGAGCUCUCAGUGCUCAGGAGGUCUGCACGGACUCCAGGGGGAACCAGGCACUCAGGAGAAGCAGCAGGUGACUUUGAAGACAUCAAAGCAUUCACAGGAACACCAAGGCAGAAACUGGACCCUGCAGAAAAUGUGACUGGAAUUAAGAGGCAGCUAAGAACACCCAAGGAAAAGGUCCAAUCUCUAGAAGACCUGACUGGCUUCAGAGAGCUCUUCCAGACCCCAGAUCACACCAAGGAGCAAAGGGCUGUUCUCAAAACCCCUAAGAUGCUCUGUCAGUCUCCACCACUGGAACCAGUCAACAUAACACCAGGUAGAAGGGGAAGUCUCAGGACACCUUCCCAAAAAGUGGACAUGCAGGAAGACUGCUUAGCUCUCAGGAAGCCUACGCAUACACCAGGGAUGACCACACACUCACCCAAAGAACCAGAGGGUGGUGACAGAAGCACGGCAGCAUCUUGGGAAACUCCAGAAGAGAAACCAGACCCUGCAGAAAAUUUAACUGCAAGCAAGAGGCGGCCAAGGACACCCCAGGAAAAGGCCCAAUUCUUGGAAGACCUGGAUGGCUUGAAAGAGCUCUUCCAAACCCCAGAUCGUGCAAAUGGAGCAAUGACUGAUGGCAAACUCACCACAAUGCCCUGUAAAUCUCCACCAGCAGAACCAUUCAACACGCCAACAAGUGAGAAGAGACAACUCAAGUCACCUCCCCAGAAAGUGGAUAUAAAGGAGGAGCUCUCAGCACUCAGGAGGUCCGCACAGACUCCAGGGGGACCCAGGCACUCAGAAGGAGAACCAGCAGGUAUUGGUGAAGAAAAACCAUUUAAGAAAACUCCAAGGCAGAAACUGGACUCAGCAGAAAGUUUAACUGGAAGCAAGAGGUGGUCAAGAGCAUCACUUAGGGAAAAGGCCCAGCCCCUGGAAGACCUGACUGGCUUUAAAGAGCUCUUCCAAACCCCAUGUCAAUCCAAGGAACCUAUGACUGAUAACAGUAUCCCUAAAAUGCUCUGCCAGUCUCUACAACCAGAACCAGUCACCAUAACACCAGGUAGAAGGGGGCAUCUCAGGACACCUUCCAAGACAGUGGACAGGCAGGAAGACUGCUCAGCUCUCAGGAAGCCUCAGCAAACACCGGGGGAAACCACACACUCACCCAGAGAACCAGAAGCUGGUGACAGAGGCACUGCAGUGUCUCAGGAAGCUCCAGAAGAGAAACUGGACUCUGCAGAAAAUGUAACUGCACGCAAGGGGCAGCCCAGGAUAACUAAGGAGAAAGCCCAGCCCCUGGAAGACCUGAGUGGCUUCAAAGAGCUCUUCCAAAGCCCAGAUCAUGCAAAGCAACCCAUAAUGAUUGAUGACCAGCCCCCCGCCAUACCCUGUAAAUCACCAGCAGAACCAGUUACCAGGAGAACAGGUAGAAAGAAACUCAGGUCAUCGCCAGAGAAAGUGGGUGUAGAAGAGCCCUCAGCACUUAGGAGGCCCUCCCAGACUCCGGGGGAAGCCUUACACAUGCAGAAAGAAGCUGUAAAGGAUGAAAAAGACAUCAAAGUGUGUAAGAAAACUUCAAGGCAGAAACUGGCCUCAGCAGAAAAUGUAACGGGCGUCAAGAGUCGGCUAAGAAACGUUAAAGAAAAGGCCCAACCCACAGAAGACCCAGCCAGAGCCAAAGAUCCCUUCCAAAAGCCCAACCAGACCGAGGAACCAGCGAGUGAUGUAAAAAUCACUCCAGCGUCCUGCCAGUCUCCACCAGCACAACCAGUCAUCAGGAGAACGACCAGACAGAGACAGCUCAGGUCACCACCAGGAAAAGUGGCUGUGGCAGAGCCUGCAGCAUCCACAGGGCCCACACAGACACUAGGGGAUACACACACAGAGCCUGUAGGCAAAGGAAAAGACACCAAGGUGUUGAAGGAAACUUCAGGGCAGAAACUGAGUCCUGCAGAGAAUGUAAGAGGCAUCAGGAGUCGGCUAAGAACACUUAAGAAAAAUACCCAACCCCUGGAAGACUCAGCCAGUGUCAAAGAGCUCUUCCAAAAGCCAGAUCAGGCCAAAGAAGCAGACAGUGAUGUUACAAAAGCUCCAGGGCCCCGCCCAUCCCCACCAGCAGACCUGGUCACCAGGCCAACAAGCAGAAAGAGGCAGCCCAAGUCAUCACCAGAGAAAGUCGACAAAGAAGAGCCCAUACUGACACCAGGGGAAAGCACGCAGGGCCAGCCUGCAUGUGAUGAAAAAGACAGCGGAGUGCUGAAGGAAAAUCCAAGACAGAAACUCAAUCCUGCAGAAAAUGUAACUGGAGGCCGGAGCCGGCUAAGAACACGGAGGGAAAAGACCCAACCCCUGGAAGACCCAGCCAGUGUCAAAGAGCUCUUCCAAGACCCAGAUCUGGUCAAAGAACCAGAGGGUGAUGUUACAACCGUUCCAAUGCCCUGCCAGUCUCCACCAGCAAAACCCGUCACCAGACCAACAAGCAGAAAGAGGCGGCUUAAGGCGUCACCAGAGAAAGUGGACAUAGAAAGGCCCUCGGCGCUCAGAGAACCCACAGGGACACCAGGGGAAACCACACACAGCGAGCCUGUACGUGAUGAAAAACACAACAGAGUGUUGAAAGAAAAUUCAAAGCAGAAGCUCAAUCCAGCAGAAAAUGGGGUCAGGAGCCGGCUAAGAACACUGAAGGAAAAGACCCAACCCCUGGAAGAUCCGGCCGGUGCCAAAGAGCUCUUCCAAAAGCGAGAUGGGGCCAAGGAACCAGUGAGUGAUGUUACGACGGCUCCAGCACCCCGCCAGUCUUCACCAGCAGAACCAGUCACCAGGAGAACAGGUAGACAGAGACAGCUCAGGUCACCACCUGGAAAAGUGGCUGUAGACGAGCCCUCAGCGCUCAGCAGGCCUGCACAGACUCCAGGGGAAGCCAUGCACACAGAACCUGUGGGCGAUGAGAACAAGAUCAAGAUGGCCAAGGAAAUGUCAAGGAGGAACCUGGACUCAGCAGAAAACUUCAUUGGCGUCAGGAGUCGGCGAAAAGCAUUUCAGGAGAAGACCAUAGAAGACCCGGCCAGUUCCCAGGAGCCCUUUCAAAAGCCCAAUCAGGCCGAGGAAGUGGAAAGCAAUGCUACUGCCAUCAAGAGAGCCCCAAAGCAAGCAGCAGACAGAAGACCUGUAGAAACAUCCCGGCGAGUCCUCAGGGCCCCUAAAGUAAGAUUCACAGAAGACCCUGUGGGCAGCAGAGAGCCUGCAGAACACCCAGGUGAAAGUUGCGUUCCCCCGUCCCCUGAGAGGGAGCAGGGAGAAGAUGGCAGAGUCACAGGCAGGAAGAGACUGCGCCCUGUGACAGCUGCCCAGGACCCCGAGGACGAGAGGCCACUCCAGAAGAAGCAGAGGACAGCCCCCAGGGAGACACGGGAGCCCCCUGAGCCCCCAGGAGUGAAGAAGAGAAGCCUGCGGACUUUGGCACAAACGACUGAACCUGUGGGAAACCUGCCUGACGAUGGCCUGAAAGCUAAAGCUAUGGAUCUGCAAGGAGAAGUCACACAGGCUCCGAAUAAGGGAGUGUCCCUGCGUUCCAGGCGUCCUGCUAAAACUUCUGUAGAGGAGCAAAGACCUGAGGUUCUUAUAUCAGCAGAAAAGAUGAAAAUAAAAAGCGAAAAGAAGUCUAUGCAGCCCUCCCAGGAGAUGAAGCUCCGGAGCCUUGAAGAUGGAGCCAAGAAGCCUGCCUCUGGGGGCAAAGUUGAAGAGAGGAAGACGCGCUCGAGACCUGGGAGGCAGAACGAGACGCCUUUGCCUGAGGCUGCAGAGGAGAAAGCGAGUGAGGGAAGGGUGGCCAUCCUGGCGAAGAAGCAGGAAAAGAAAGAAGGGACAGGACAUUCAGACCCUAAGGGUUCGAGAUCCAGAAAGGUUAGCGUCCGCCCUCGAGGAAACCCUUCAGAGAGUGCAUCUGAACAGAGAGUGACCCGGAGUGCCAAGAGAUGUGCCCACAGUCUUCAAAAGGAAAGUGACAAUGUGUGUGUCAAGAAAAUAAGAACCAGAAGUCGUCGAGACCCUGAAGAUAUAUAG